Messenger RNA from Peromyscus californicus insignis, 397 nucleotides. RefSeq names its product small nuclear ribonucleoprotein G-like. The coding region runs from base 208 to 396 and encodes 62 amino acids. Gene Ontology annotation, biological process: spliceosomal snRNP assembly; mRNA splicing, via spliceosome. The transcript has a single exon. Lineage: Eukaryota; Metazoa; Chordata; Mammalia; Rodentia; Cricetidae. Gene Ontology annotation, molecular function: RNA binding. Gene Ontology annotation, cellular component: precatalytic spliceosome; U5 snRNP; SMN-Sm protein complex. The record is from RefSeq and is a predicted model, not a curated record.
CAAGGCCACACCCCCUAAUCCUUUCCAAUAGUGCCACUCCCGAUGAGCCUAUGGUGGCCAUUUUCAUUCAAGCCACUACAUUAAUAGGUAGUUUUCAAAAGGAGAAAUAAAAUGAUCAAUAAAUAUUUGAAAAUGUCAUCAACAACCUAUCAAGGAAGUCCAAAUUAAAAUUGCUGGUGAGGGUACCGAGCCCACUGAAAAGUCGCCAUGAGCAAGGCCCACCCUCCCAAGCUGAAGAAAUUUAUGGACAAGAAGUUAUCAUUGAAGUUAAAUGGUGGCUGUCAUGUACAAGGAAUACUACAGGGCUUUGAUCCCUUUAUGAAGCUUGUGAUUGAUGAGUGUGUAGAAAUGGCAACUAGUGGGCAACAGAAUAACGUUGGCAUGGUGGUCAUAUGAG